This is a messenger RNA of Microdochium trichocladiopsis, 1163 nucleotides long. RefSeq lists its product as uncharacterized. The transcript is spliced from 4 exons. Bases 301 to 1125 code for a protein of 274 amino acids. Gene Ontology annotation, biological process: NAD+ biosynthetic process. NCBI's taxonomy places the organism in Eukaryota, Fungi, Ascomycota, Sordariomycetes, Xylariales, Microdochiaceae. The record is from RefSeq and is a predicted model, not a curated record. Gene Ontology annotation, molecular function: nicotinamide-nucleotide adenylyltransferase activity; nicotinate-nucleotide adenylyltransferase activity.
CUAUCCACGUCUGGGAUCCCCGCCCCACGCUUAGACUAGAGUAGAGGCACCCGAGCCGGCCUGCCUGGCCCAGACAGAGGGGCCGGCUACUUCUUUCAAUUCUCGCCCUUCUUCGACAAGAGUUGACUUUGACUAAACAAUCACACACACACACACGCACACGUAAACGCUACACACUACACGCUACGCCCACGAUCGCCUUGCUUACAGUCUCACAUCGCACACAGUAUUGCCAACGACGCCGCCGCCGCCCCUCUGUUCACAUCCCAGCUCUCGUCGCCGGGGGCUCACGGAUUCACAAUGACGACGCACGCCACCGGCCCUGCGCAACUUCCCAUCUCGAACAUGGACCUCGACAGCUACAGAUUCCCCUCGCACAGGCUGCGCCUGAGGCAGACAGACUCAAAUCGCGUGCCCCUCGUCCUCGUCGCCUGCGGCAGUUUCUCUCCAAUCACAUAUCUCCACCUGCGCAUGUUUGAGAUGGCCAACGACUAUGCUCGGAUAAACACAAACUUCGAGGUUGUGGGUGGCUAUUUAUCACCCGUCUCGGACGCCUACAAGAAGGCUGGCUUGGCUUCUUCCCACCACAGACUGCGCAUGUGCGAGCUCGCCACAGAAGAAACUUCAAAUUGGCUCAUGGUCGACCCGUGGGAGGCUAUUCAGCCGGCCUACAUGCCCACUGCUCGCGUGCUCGAUCACUUCGAGCACGAGAUCAACGGUGUCCAUGGCGGCGUUCUGAGUGAGGACGGCACCCACCGCAAGCCGGCCAAGAUCAUGCUGCUUGCCGGCGCUGAUCUGAUCGGUACCAUGUCUGCACCUGGUGUGUGGGCCGAGAAAGAUCUCGACCACAUUCUUGGCAACUUCGGCGCUAUGAUCGUCGAACGCAGCGGCACAGAUAUGGAUGAGGCCCUGGCCAGUCUUAAACAGUGGGAAGACAACAUCUACGUCAUCCACCAGAUGAUACAAAACGAUGUCAGCAGCACAAAGAUUCGGCUCUUCCUCAAGAGGGACAUGAGCAUCCAGUACCUGAUCCCGGAGCCAGUCAUCCGUUACAUUGAGCAGAACCGGUUGUACAUGGACGAAGACAACGCCAAGUCGAAGGAGAAGCAAGCAGCAGGAAACUAGAUGCAACCCCGUCUUCUGCAUCAACUCACAGCGCCGAC